CAUCAGUAGCUCAAUAUGUCUCUCAGGUUUGUGCUCGCAGCGUGUCUGGUGAUGGUGGCCCUCGCUGACCGCCCCGCACCUUACCACCCGCCCCCCACCUACGGCCACCCCGCCCCGCCACAUCCAGAGUCUCCUCCCAAGUACACGUACAACUACGGCGUGGCUGACGACUACUCCGGCACCAACUUCGGCCACUCUGAGAGCCGCGACGGGUACAAGACCGAGGGUAGCUACACCGUGAACCUCCCCGACGGGCGCAUUCAGACCGUCACCUACGUGGACAACGGCGACGGGCUGGAGGCUGUGGUCACCUACGAGGGGGAGCCGAAGUACCCAGAACACUCAUCUUACCCCGCCCCACCCCCUCCGUCUUACCCAGCCCCACCCCAGCCUUCCUACCCUGCCCCACUUCCCGCUGAGCCCGCCCACCCCGAGGAAUAGGUCCUCCACCCAUGAUUUCAACUCUGUUUUCGGCGUGUCUUGCAGAGGUCAAGCAGACUGACCAGUGAGGUGAACAAUCACUUCACUAACUCUGCCGACCCUCCGCUGUCACCCUUACAACAUCGUGACCCUGGCGCCUCACGCAACUUAUUUUCCAUCGUAAACUCUUCUUCUCCACUUUACGGAGAACAGCAAUGUAACCUCUGUAAAUAUUUAUGAAAUAUAUAUACUUCUGAAAUCA
Eriocheir sinensis (Chinese mitten crab) is the source of this 682-nucleotide messenger RNA. Its product is annotated as cuticle protein 7-like. The transcript is spliced from 3 exons. NCBI's taxonomy places the organism in Eukaryota, Metazoa, Arthropoda, Malacostraca, Decapoda, Varunidae. The record is from RefSeq and is a predicted model, not a curated record. Bases 16 to 441 code for a protein of 141 amino acids. Gene Ontology annotation, cellular component: extracellular matrix.